Messenger RNA from Nothobranchius furzeri (turquoise killifish), 1858 nucleotides. Its product is annotated as DDB1- and CUL4-associated factor 7. The record is from RefSeq and is a predicted model, not a curated record. Lineage: Eukaryota; Metazoa; Chordata; Actinopteri; Cyprinodontiformes; Nothobranchiidae. Gene Ontology annotation, cellular component: nucleus. Gene Ontology annotation, molecular function: protein binding.
AUCCUAUUUUUGUCCUGUGGUAGCUGCCAUAGCUGCCAUAUUUUGAACACCGUCCAGCAGCUGAUUUCUUUGAAUUUGUAAACCUUUAUCAUUUAUAUCCACACAAGUUUUGACUCUUAUUGUGAAGAAACGUUGCAGAAAAGACCGAGCCAGCAGUUAGCUCGCUCUUGUAAAAACUAUUAGCGGCUACUUUUGGAAGUUUGGUGAAUGAAGUAGGCGGUUGUUGCGACGCGUUCAGGGUCCUCAGUAGCUGUCGGUAAUUAGAGGGGUAUAUUGGAGCAGCUGAGAUGUCUCUUCACGGGAAACGUAAAGAAAUUUACAAAUACGAGGCACCGUGGACAGUUUACGCCAUGAACUGGACUGUCCGACCGGACAAACGGUUCCGCCUGGCGCUCGGUAGCUUCGUGGAGGAGUACAGCAACAAGGUUCAGAUUGUUGGUUUGGAGGAGGAGAGCUCCGAGUUUGUGUGUGGGAACACGUUCGACCAUCCCUACCCCACUACAAAGAUCGUGUGGAUUCCUGACACUAAAGGAGUGUACCCAGAUCUGCUGGCCACAAGUGGAGACUACCUGAGGAUCUGGAGGGUGAGUGACACAGAGACCCGUCUGGAGUGUCUCCUGAAUAACAACAAGAACUCUGAUUUCUGUGCUCCACUAACAUCCUUUGACUGGAAUGAAGUAGACCCAAACCUGCUUGGCACUUCCAGUAUAGACACCACCUGCACCAUCUGGGGCCUGGAGACGGGACAGGUGCUGGGUAGAGUCGGCUUAGUGACCGGGCACGUGAAGACGCAGCUCAUUGCUCAUGAUAAAGAGGUGUACGACAUCGCUUUCAGUCGAGCGGGGGGAGGCAGGGAUAUGUUUGCCUCUGUAGGAGCGGAUGGCUCAGUCCGCAUGUUUGACCUCCGUCACCUGGAGCACAGCACAAUAAUCUACGAAGACCCGCAUCGCCACCCUUUGCUCCGCCUCUGCUGGAACAAGCAGGACCCAAACUACCUGGCCACCAUGGCAAUGAACAGUCUAGAGGCGGUGAUCUUGGAUGUGCGUGUUCCUUGCACGCCGGUGGCUAAGCUGAACAACCACCGGGCCAGUGUCAAUGGAAUUGCCUGGGCACCACACUCCUCCUGUCACAUCUGUACAGCGGCAGACGACCACCAGGCUCUAAUCUGGGACAUCCAGCAGAUGCCGCGGGCCAUUGAGGACCCCAUACUGGCCUACACCGCUGAGGGAGAGAUCAACAACAUCCAGUGGGCUUCCACCCAACCUGACUGGAUUUCUAUUUGCUAUAACAACUGUCUGGAAAUUCUCCGGGUCUGAGGAACGUUUGACAUUGAGUCCAAAACAUUUUCAACAGGAUAAGCAAGUUUACUUCUUUGAAGAAAAUUCUGCUUGUACAGGAAAGAACAAUUGCAUUCAGCUUCUGUUGGCUUCAUAUGUGCACUUUUUUGACUUUUGUCAGGAUUUACUGCUAAAUUUAAGGAUGUUUUUUGAAAUAUGAAAAAAAAAAUAUUUAGGAAAACAAAAAGCUCUGGGGUCUCAUUUAUCAAACAUUGCGUAGAAUCCUUACUAAAACCAUACUAAAGCUCAGCAAAAAAUGUACUAACGCCAAGUAGGUUUGUAAUCUAUCAAAUAUGAAGUACGCACAGCUGCACACUAUCUCCGCUUCAUAAAUCGGAGACUAACAAGAGCGUUUCUCAGCUGCAUUUUGGUCACAUCCCGCCCUCACCACGCCCACUUUCUGCCAUAAAUGGUCAAUGCAAAGUGCCUUGUGGAUCUCAUGCAUAUACAUAAACCGGCUGUUGCAGCGCUCCGCCAAUGACGAUGGCGACCAUAGAUCAAGGCAGAUCAAGGAAGCGCAA